AUGCUUAUGGGACCGGCAGUGAAUACGAUCACAGCCAAAGAAACGGGAGAGCUAAAACCAAACUCAAUCAGUGAACUCAUCAAUUCUGCAACCUCAUUGACGAUGCUUAAGCGCGUUGUGGACGAAGAAAUCAACCCUGGCAAACAGUUGACAGCCGGGGAUUUACGAGCGGGUUUAGAACAAUGCGUUAAAAUAGUUCAAAGUGCAUCAUUCGCCAGUGAAGUGAAACAUUUGUCGAAGGACCGACCAGUGCCGCGCGAGUCGAAGGUACUCAAACUUUCCCCCUUUUUAGAUCCUAAAGGUUUGUUGCGGGUUGGUGGUCGGUUGAACCAUGCCUUUAUGACUGAGGACGUCAAGCACCCCCUUAUUUUGCCCCACAAUCAAAAAGUAACGAAACUGGUCGUAUCCGAUGCGCACGAAGCCCACUUUCACGCACAAACCGAACGGACGCUGUACGAGUUGAGAGCAUCGUUCUGGGUCAUCAAAGGUAAAAGAACGGUGCGUGGGGUGGUCGGUUCUUGUCUAGAGUGUCGGAAAAGACCCGCGAAGCCAAUGGCUCCCGAGAUGGCGCCCCUUCCCGCCUGUCGUGUAACUCCCUUCCUGCCACCAUUCAGCCAAAUUGGAGUGGACUAUUUUGGCCCGUUAAACGUUACGAUUGGACGAGGUACCCAAAAGAGAUCCGGAGUCUUGUAUACCUGUCUAGUCACAAAAGCACUCAACAUUGAAAUAGCAGAUUCGCUGGACCGUGACUCAUGCAUGAUGGCCUGGUGA
Daphnia magna is the source of this 771-nucleotide messenger RNA. RefSeq lists its product as uncharacterized. The record is from RefSeq and is a predicted model, not a curated record. Lineage: Eukaryota; Metazoa; Arthropoda; Branchiopoda; Diplostraca; Daphniidae. The transcript has a single exon. Bases 1 to 771 code for a protein of 256 amino acids.